Necator americanus (New World hookworm) is the source of this 693-nucleotide messenger RNA. RefSeq lists its product as uncharacterized. The transcript is spliced from 2 exons. Lineage: Eukaryota; Metazoa; Nematoda; Chromadorea; Rhabditida; Ancylostomatidae. The record is from RefSeq and is a predicted model, not a curated record. Bases 1 to 693 code for a protein of 230 amino acids.
AUGGGACUCGAACAGCAAUCCGAUGUGCUAGGAAAAUGGUAUUAUCCAGCGGAGCGCACUUCGGACAACGGCGACCGUCUGGUCGACUUGUGCGAACAGACGCGGCUCAUCAUCGCUCCCACGUUUACGAGGAAUCAUCGACGCAAUCUGCUCAUGUGGCAAGGCUCGACUACGUUAUGGCGAGGAACAUUCCUCAGUCAGCUAUCUGAAAAUCUAGAGCUGUUUGGGACGUCGCGUUCGACUCUGACCACCGUCCAGUUCUCAGCUUCAAGAUGCGGUUCCACAAGAGAAACCGAGGUUUCUCUUCAACCGAAAAUCGAUAUGGCAGGUGUGAAAGACGAAGAAUGUAGACCGAAAUUCCGCCAACGUGUGUCUAUUCAUGUUGGGGUGCAGACCAGAGAGAAGCUUAGCGAUACGGAUUCCUUCACAAAGUGCAUCCAGGACGCUGCAAAGGAAACGCUCCCCGUUUUGUUGCCGCGGAAGAAGUUUGCCCUUGCAUCUGCGGAAACAAAAUCCGCGUACAAUUCUGUAUGUGUCGCACGCAGCACUGGUGACUUCAACCAGGAAAAGCGUCUCAGAAGGAAGCUGCAUCGUCAACUGCAACAAGACCGCGAUAACGGUGGACGUCAAGAGCGAUGGAGUUUGAAAAGGCGUGCGAGGACAAGAACCCGCAGAAAGCCUAUGCUCUACUAA